CUGCCCGCAGCCAUGGCGUCCCGCGAGGCCUGGGAAACCUCCUUCUUCGGUCUGCAGGGCGCGCGGGAGCGGAUGCGGGAGAAGAAGCAGGGCGCCCUGCGCGCCGCCAAGCUGAACGCCUCGCUCGCCUCCCGGAUCAAGACCAAGAUCAUCAAUAACUCGUCCACUAUUAAAGUCUCCCUGAAGCGCAACAACAAAGCGCUGGCGCUGGCCCUCAACGCGGAGAAGGCCAACGCGCAGCGGCUCAUGCAGGAGAGAGCGGUCCUGCAGAAGGAGGUGGAGCAGUGCCACUUCCACAACGCUGCCCUGCGCCACAAGCUCUGCUUCCUGAAUAGCACCCUGAAAGAAAUGGAAAAACUUAUGGCAGUUAUUAAGACGGCUCGGCUCUCUGAGUUCUAUACAAGUUUUGCCUCCCUGUCCAAUGGCCAGAAGAACAACAUAACAGAAGAUAGCUGGGCUGAUGAUACCACAGACGGUCAGCUUGUGAGGCCUGCAGUGGUGCUCUUGAAAGCACCUGCUUCCAAGCAGUGUGAUGGGGGAAGGCAAGAUGAUAGCUCUGCAGCAGUACAAACAUCCACGGUUGAUGUCCAGCCACCAGUUCUCAAUAAGACCCAGGAAUUUGUGCCUGUUGUCUCCAAAGAUGCUUUGCCACAAGAGCUGAGUGAAAAUGUGAAGAAGCCCCAUGAAGCAGUAGAAACAAAAGAGGCUUCUGUUGAAUGUGAUGUCCUUGGAGAGUGUUUACUUGCCACUGAACAAGAUCCUAGUAAUUUGCCAGCGCUUACCUGGGAAAGUCAUCCUCUUCCACAGGAGGACGAUGACAUGGUGAAACGUUUCUGUGACCGUCUCUCACAAGGGCAUGUUACUCAGCGGAGGAAGCGUUCUACCCUGUUUGCAACAAGCACUCCAUUUUCAGGUGAGGAUUUCUUCUCACACUCAACUCGAGUGUCCCAGUGGAGUGUUACGAAGGAGAACAGCAACUCCAACAGAAAUAAUGCACAGCAACAGCUGCAAUCACCCAGCUGCCUGGCUUCACCUGCUCAAACUGCUGUUGAUUCUGACUUAAAAGCUUUGAGUGAAGAAGUUCUCAGUGAUCAGCCACAGACCAAAGAAACUGUGUGUGAUACUGAAAUUGAUCCCAAGUGUAGCGAAGUUCCUGAGUUUAUUCCUGUAAAAGGUAAAAGCAAAGGUAACGGCAAAACCACGGCUGUUAAAACAGAUGUUAAAAAGACUAGCACAAGAAAAAGGAAAAAGAAUUCAAUAAAAAGCAACACAAAAGAUGUCCCUGAUGUACCUCAGGGUGAAGAGAGCACCCAAGAGGCAAAUAAACUUCAGCUGAAAGCAGUGACAAAUUCUACUGAGUCUGAAGUUCCUGAGAUGAGGCAGGAAGCUUGUGUGUGUGCUUUGGAAGGGAAGAACAGAAGUCAUGGUACAUGCCUACAUUCCCACUUUCCUGCUGAAGUCCGAGAUCCCAGAAGAACAUAUGUUGUGAAUCCAGCACCGCUGCAUAAUCUGCAAAGUGGGGACUUACUGCAACAAGGUGAAAAGGAAGCUGUCUUGGAGAUGCCAAGUGUGGAGAGCUUGUUGAAAAGCCCAGUUCAUACCUUCUCAACUCAUAAAGCUCUGUCAGAUGAUCACAGUCUACAAUAUUCUCUUUCCUUAAAUAAAGAGACUUCAGGUAUCAGUACUUUGCAGCAGGACUCAUCAAGUGUGAGCACAAAGAGCAUGAGACGGAAAACCAGCAGGAAAACUAGGGUCAUUUUGCAAAGAAGUGACUCUGAUGAGGAGAGUCUGCCAAAGAACACAAAAACAUCUGAAGCUAAAGCUGAGGAACAGCCCAAAAGAAGCAAGACAAGUAGGAGAAAGACUAUCAAGGCAAUAGUAGGCAAUAGUAACGAUCAGAGAAAUGAAAUGGAGGUUUCUGCACCACGUGUUCAAGGAGUAGCAAUGGAGAGUGCAAAAGAUUUCUCAGAUUAUCCUAAAUGUAGCAGAAAGACUUACGUUAUACGUCCUUUGGAUCUUCCAGGAAACUUGGGUUGUAUCAAGGCUGAUUUUGAACGGGAAGAAGUUGCACGUUCUGAGUAUGUUCCUGAGAGCAAAGCUAGCAAAAUCCCCAGAGUUCAGAAGCUGGUGACUGCUCAGAACAAAAAGAAGUGGACAGGGGACCUUCAAGAAAAGAAACAGACUCACAACACAAAUACCUUAGAAAAAGCUCUCUCUCUCAUACCAAAGCCUCAGAGCAAGCGAACAACCUCUAAUCCUCCAGAGUCUGAUUCCUUGGCCAGACAGAGUGAUGGAACCAGGCUGCAUUCUGGAAGUUCAGAACUUGUGUCCAAGCAAACUGUCCUGCCUGGGAAGUUCUCCUACAUUACAGAUCUUCUGUCCAAGCCAGAUGCUUUCCUUGAGGAGCAAAUAGCUGAGAUCUCGCUUGCAAAUAAUCUUAUGAACAUUUCAGACAGUCUUGAAUCCUCCACUGUAAGAUGUUCUGUAGCUUUGCCUCUGGGCUCCAGUCUUGCAGAUCCACCCAUCUCCAGGAGCUUAGGUACUGAGGACAGCAAAAUCCCCAAGAAAUCUGCUUGUCCAGGGAAUGUUCUGACGUUUAAAGAAAGGAGUGCAGAGGAAAUGCCAGAAGGAAGAAACCAGGUUGAGUUGAGUUCUAAAGAACAUUCCGAGAGUUCAUCUUUGCAGAAACCUGAGAUUUGUCCACUGCGGGACUUGACAAAUGCUGGGACUCUGUGUUCCCCUGACUCAGAAGAAGCUUUGGGACGUCGAUCCAAGCGGAGACGGGACCCUGCCUGCUAUGCAGAGCCGAAACUCAACAGCAAACUGAGGCGGGGCGACCCGUUUACAAACUCAGAGUUUCUCCACUCUCCUGUCUACAAAACCAAAAAGAAGAAAAUGACCAAAGCCAAGACAAAGACCUUGAAGAUCAAAGUGGAGGAAGAAUGGCUUCCUGAACUGUGUCCCAGUGCCAAGGCAGACAAGCUACUAACUGUGGGAGGAAACAAGGAGCCAGAAGUGAUAUAGUAGUUGAACAGGCAAGCCCUGAGCUCAUAGCUUGUUUAUCCUUUCAA
Messenger RNA from Nothoprocta perdicaria, 3071 nucleotides. RefSeq names its product shugoshin 2-like. Gene Ontology annotation, biological process: meiotic chromosome segregation. The record is from RefSeq and is a predicted model, not a curated record. The transcript is spliced from 8 exons. Gene Ontology annotation, cellular component: chromosome, centromeric region; nucleus. The coding region runs from base 13 to 3024 and encodes 1003 amino acids. Lineage: Eukaryota; Metazoa; Chordata; Aves; Tinamiformes; Tinamidae.